This is a messenger RNA of Vicia faba (fava bean), 414 nucleotides long. The record is from the annotation of a GenBank genome assembly. Lineage: Eukaryota; Viridiplantae; Streptophyta; Magnoliopsida; Fabales; Fabaceae.
AUGUAUUGCGGCAAUUACUGCCAAACAGCUGUUCUGCCGCACUCACUAACCACCACAUAUGGGAUGGUACCUUGGAGGCCCAGUGGCGGUGACAGCAUAACUGAACUCCGACUAAUUUUCGUUCCUUGGUUUGUCGGCAUCCACUUCUCAGCCAAGUGCUCCAAAUGCACUCCAAACCUUCUAAUCAUAGCUGUGGAAAAUGACUCCCAGUCUUCAUCGCAAUCCUCUUGGCACCAAGACAGAAACCAAAUCAGUGCUACACCGCCCAUUCUCAUGACUGCCCACUGUAGUUUAUUCGAUGAAUGGAUCUUUUCCUCCUCUUCAAAAAAUCUUCCUGCCUUAAUGAUCCGGCCUAUGGAGUCUUCGUUCCCCUACAAAUUUUGGCAGCUUUUAAUUUGUGAACAUAUUGAGUGA